AUGUCGAUGGCAGGACCAAGCCGCCUGGGCGUACGCUCUAGAGCGGCUCUCACGCAGAUCUCGGUGACACAUCGACGAGCCGUGUCUCGCUCUGCUGCGCUUGCAAAGCCGUUCGUACCCACCAGCAGCGAAGCAAGCACACACCCGCACGCCGGCCCAUUGAUAGGUGCUCACGCAUCGCUUCACGAACAGCAGCGGCAGCGCGCUCAACAGCGAAUCUCGGACAUCGAUGCACGCUUCGCUGCGCCACCGUCGCCCGUGUUGCGCGACCGUCAUGCGCGCCAGCACACGUAUCUGCGCAUCUCGCUCACCGAAAAGUGCAACCUGCGCUGCCUCUACUGCAUGCCCGAGGACGGCGUACCGCUCACUCCGUCCGACAAGCUGCUCUCCACCGCCGAGAUCGAGCGUCUCGCCGCGCUCUUUGUCUCGCAGGGCGUCACCAAGAUCCGACUCACGGGUGGCGAGCCCACGGUGCGCUCGGACCUGCCGCAGAUCGUUCAGUCGCUUGCAGCGCUCAAGCAGCACGGCCUCGAGCAGAUCGGCAUCACCACCAACGGCAUCGCGCUCGGAAGGCGCAAGCUCGACACGCUGGUGAAAAACGGUCUGACCCACCUCAACGUCUCGCUCGACACGCUCGAUCCGUUCAAGUUUGAGCUCAUGACGCGCAGGAGGGGCCACGACGCCGUCAUGGACUGCAUCCACAGGGCGCUUGCGCUCCGCAUGCAAAGCGUCAAGAUCAACGUCGUCGUCAUCAAGGGCUUGAACGACCACCAGGACGUGCUCGACUUUGUCCGCCUCACCAAGGAUAUGCCCAUCACCAUUCGCUUCAUCGAGUACAUGCCCUUCGACGGCAACAAGUGGCAGGUGAACAAGCUGGUGCCCUACCGCGAGCUCGUGCAGACGAUCCAGGGCGAGUUCCCCGACUUUGAGCGUGUGCCGAGGCGCGAUGAUCCCAACGACACUUCCAAGCACUGGCGCGUGCCCGGUCACCAGGGCACCGUCGGAUUCAUCACAAGCAUGACGGACAACUUUUGUGGUACGUGCAAUCGACUCCGCAUCACCGCGGAUGGUAAUCUCAAGGUGUGCCUGUUUGGCAAUGCCGAAGUAAGCCUGCGCGAUGCGAUGCGCACGGGCUUCGAGCGCAUCGGCACGUUGAGCGGCGGCUCCCACGGUGCGCCGGCGAGCGACGAGCAGCUGCUGCAGCUCAUCGGUGCGGCGGUGGGGCGCAAGCACGCCAAGCACGCCGGCAUGCGCGACCCCACCGAGCUCGCCAAGUCGCUCAACCGGCCCAUGAUUACCAUCGGCGGCUGA
Messenger RNA from Moesziomyces antarcticus, 1311 nucleotides. RefSeq names its product molybdopterin biosynthesis protein CNX2. The transcript has 4 exons. Gene Ontology annotation, biological process: Mo-molybdopterin cofactor biosynthetic process. Gene Ontology annotation, molecular function: GTP 3',8'-cyclase activity; 4 iron, 4 sulfur cluster binding; cyclic pyranopterin monophosphate synthase activity. The record is from RefSeq and is a predicted model, not a curated record. NCBI's taxonomy places the organism in Eukaryota, Fungi, Basidiomycota, Ustilaginomycetes, Ustilaginales, Ustilaginaceae. The coding region runs from base 1 to 1311 and encodes 436 amino acids.